Molecule: messenger RNA, 3268 nt
Organism: Neoarius graeffei (lesser salmon catfish)
Lineage: Eukaryota; Metazoa; Chordata; Actinopteri; Siluriformes; Ariidae
Gene: brat1
Product: BRCA1-associated ATM activator 1
Exons: 14
Coding region: 317-2734 (805 amino acids)
Biological process (GO): cell population proliferation; positive regulation of protein phosphorylation; DNA damage response
Cellular component (GO): nucleus
Source: RefSeq, a predicted model, not a curated record
AACACAUCAACCAAACACACACGAUGGGAGUGGUAAGAUGGCGGGGACCAGGCAGAUCCGGUGUGCGUGGUAAUAUGGCGACCAACUCUUCACCUGACUGGCCAAUGAGCUCUCCAGAUAUUUUACGUAGAGGUCAGUGAGAUGCAGCGGAAAACGCCAGCCAGGUGGUGGCAGUAGUGCACUGUUAAGAAGAAGAAAGAGGAGGAGGAGAAGAAGAAAAGCACCAGUCACAGCUCUGAGGGAAAGGAAAUGAAAGCCGGGGAGCUACAGACAUAUAAGACCGCUGUCUUACCCAAGUUAGCUGCCUCACCAAGCCAUGGACAGCGACUGCUUAAACCUACUGCCAUCUGUCUGUGAAGCUCUGGCCGAUUCCAAACUUUUGCUCCAUGACGACACGUCUCUGGAAAAGCUUCUUGAUUGUUUUAAAGAGCUGAUAAGGCAGAAUGACGAACAGAAUCUUCUGCCAUACCUGCCACAUCUCCUGCACUUUUUGCAGAGUGUCACAACAUCUCAAGUAGUGGAUCCCUCUGUCUUUUCAUUCUCACUCAAGCUUGCUGGGCUGCUGGCAGGUAAAGAGCACAGUUUCACCUUGCUGGAGGAGAGAGGAGUGUUGGAGUAUAUGUUUCAGCCAGAUAGUUGGCGUAUGCCAGAGCUCUGGAAAAAUUCCUCAGUACGUUAUGGGUGGUUACAGGGAUUGCGGAACAUGCUGCAACAUCAACAAUCCAUGAACCUUUUCUGCAAGAAUGGAUUCAUUAAGUUGGUCCUCCAUCUACAAAAUGACAAAGGGCUUUUCAUUACCUCUUCGACUAGUCAGAUUUUAGCACACGUUUUAAACUCCAUCACGCCAGUAGUGCUGUGCAGCAGUACUCCGAGUCAGACGCCAAACCGCGGUCCUGCCAGCGCCGACUCGGUUUCAGUUACAAAAGAAGUAAUGGCCCAUGUAGCUGCAUCAUUAGCCUCAGAGGAACAGGCUGUUGUUAUCCCAGCCUUAAGGUUGGCGGCUACAAUUCUCACCCAGUGUCGAGAACCACUCCAGGGAAUGCUUUGGAAACAUGUCGUAGGACCACUGGAAGUAUUAGCAAAUGUAAAAGAGGAUUCCUUUACCGUGCCCAUCAUGGCAGUCCUUCAUGCUGUCGCAAGGAGUCCUGUUUUGAGCCAACCAGAUUGUAGAGUGGAGACUCUGAUGGACAUCAUGUUGUUUUCAAGAAGUGCAACUGAAUCUGUGAAAUGUGCAGCGAUUAUCUUGCAAAUGGAAGACUGCCCUGAAGUUUUAAAAUGGAAAGCUACAGAUGUAAUCCUCCUCCCUCUACUGUGUGCCACUGCAUCCCCCUUACAGCUUCAUGAACCAGAUAAGCUAAAUGCCCUUGUAUCACAUUUGGAGAAGCAGCUAUCCCAGAAAGCCUUGUGUGUGUGUCUGCUCACUCAGAGCCUGUCCAGCAUAGCAGAGCAUGUUUGUAAGAAAUCAUUGGUCGAUAUUCCUGUUCAACUGAUUGCCUCUUCUGUGAUAAAACUUCUGAAAAUAUGCACUGGCGAUCACCCCUUCACUCUACUGGAAGCUGGUACAUUUCCUCAUCUUAUUGGCUGUUACAAGGUUCAGCGGUGCAGUAUCGACCUACUCGGUGGCCUCACGGUUUACACAGAGAGUGUGGACUUAAAUGAGGAGGCUUUUACUGUCCUUCUGCAGUAUCUGCAGUGUCCUGACUCUCAUGCUACAGUUUUGAAGAAAUCCUAUCAGGCCACUCUUGAAUGGCUUGGUGUCUGUUCACCGUCCUCAGAUUUAUGGAAGACAGUUCUAUGUGAGCUCUUUGAAAUAAUGAAGAAACAUGUAUGUGAUGGACGGUGGGAAGUGAGAGAUUCAACCCUGGAGUUCAUUGCACAGCUCACUGCCAAGCUCAAAGGUAAUAGUAACUAUACUGAAACUCUUCAUAGCAGUGGGAUGAUCUCCGCGCUCUUCACCUCACUGUCGGAUUUAGAAGGCUACGUCCAAGCAAGUGCAGUGGCGGCUCUUGGAGAGGCAGUUACUACAGCUGAUGUCUGUAGCAAUGUGCAGGAAAAAGCUGUGACACAUCUGUUAAGCCUUCUCUCUGAAGAUACGCAGAGCUUCCCACAUCGUGCUGUAGUGAAGGUCUUCAUUGCUUGGUUAAAAAGCCCACUUUGUUGUCCUGCUUUGGAGCAGUCUAUUAGCUCGGUGUUGUUACUCGGUGGAAACGACUUUGACUGGGAGGUUAAAGUUCAUACCCUAGAGUUAGCAGAGGUAUUGCUGGACAAAUCACUAAAUCGUUGUCCCAAGGCUUUAACCAAACUGAAGGGUUUAGGGGUGUUUGAGUUUCUGUUGAAAUGCUUAUUCGACUGCGACAGACCCGUUUCUCAGAAAGCUUGUUCACUCCUGCUUAAGCUCCGAACGUUUACGAGGGAGAUUACUCCAGCCGACCACAAAGUCCUUACUCUUGAAAUACGCAAGUACAGUUGGAGCGAGGAAAUGCUUCAUAGAUGCCUCAAAAUCCGAGAAGCAAUCGAGCUCAACUGCGUGAAAGACGGGGACGAAACAUCUUGCAGGCAGAUCGACGGAUCUCCGCCAGAUCUGUGCCGGAUAUUAGAAUUAUUAGACCUUGAGAAGAUGCAACAUACUUUAUCACUAAGUAGUGAUCAUGUCAUCAAUUCGCCCCAAUCUCUAAUGGAAGACAUUUUAUUCAUGACAAGAGAGCGUGAAGAGAAUAUUGCAGAUUGUUAUUGAAAGCGAGCGCUCAAUGCGGGGACGUGUCAUAAGCUCGGUAAUAACUCUCCAGUGUAUGAAUGAAUGUAUAUAUCUUACCGAUGAAGCCAUGUGGUGUUGUGCUCGACAUGUGUUAGCCAUGCAGAGAAACGCUUUAUAACACUCUAAAGGUUAAAUUUGCAUUUACAAAAUGUAAUGCUGUAUUAAAACUCUUUUAUGCUUGUACAUAAUAAAUGAGAAAUGUAAUACCUGGUAGUGGAAGGCGUGUGAAGAUGUCAGCUCAGAUUAUGCAAUGUCUAAUGUGAAUGGACUGAUUGGGAGUUUCCAAUCAAACAUGAUCAUUGAAGACUGUUGAAAGUGGGCUGGAAUAUGCUGGAACCUAGACCCCAAAGUUGUCACAUGAAUGAGAACACUAUUGGCUGUUGGGGGAAGAUAGUAAAGGUGAGAUACAGUUUAAUGUUAAAAACAAACAUGCAUUUGCACAUUGCCAAAAGCUAUGUUUGCCUCCUUCACGUCUUGUUUAGAAAAAAAAUUAAUAAAUCAAGUCUGUUACUA